AUGGACAAGCAGUGCAAAGUCUUCGAGGACCCCGAUUACGCAGACCUCGAUAGCAGUGCAUGUGAUUCAAAAAAGAAUAUAAGUAGUUUCGGAUUACUGCAGAAGAGUUCCUCACACAUGUUGGCUGCUACAAGUACACCUAUUACGUCGCCCAAGGAUAGUAAUGUUAAGCGGCCUAGGAUGGAUUCCGAUAAUAUAGUAGCAGAAUAUAUGGGCAAAUAUCGUAUUGCACUGAUCGAUGGGAAAAAUGAGGCAGUGAUAUGCCGAAGCUCUUCGUUUUUUGGACCCAAGCUUGUUGUAUGCAGCCAAGACAAUUGGGAAAAUGCCUAUGAGGAGGAGUAUCCCAAGAUUGAUUGGAAGAUAGAGAAUUGUGAGGUGAUAUUUGAAACAGAUGACUUGCAAGAGGCGCUCGCCAAGCACAAGGCUCUUCAAAGAACAUACAGCACUGCCAAUUGCAGUCAGUCUUCCAAGUCGACUGUAGUUUGCACGCAAAAGCGUCAAAUAAAC
Trichobilharzia regenti is the source of this 507-nucleotide messenger RNA. NCBI's taxonomy places the organism in Eukaryota, Metazoa, Platyhelminthes, Trematoda, Strigeidida, Schistosomatidae. The record is from the annotation of a GenBank genome assembly.